AUGCCGCUGCAACAUCAGGUGACAUCUGGGAAGUUAAACUGCUACCCAAAGGAGCUAAGCAGAACAGUCGUGGUAGGAGGGUCCACAAAAAAUGUUACACCAACCGAGUGGCGAAAAGAGAACUCUGGCGUGAGAUUGAAAAUAAGCUUGUUAUAUCGGAGAAAGAGCUCAAGAAGAGGUGGGAAUCUCUGCAAACCCAGUAUACCCGGUACAAGAAACUUGCACUCUCAGGAAGUGUUGGAGCACAGAAGACUAGCAGGCAGCAGUGGAUACUGCUGCAGUUUUUGGAGCCCCACACAAAAAAGAAGGAAACCUAACUCCAACCUAACAAUCAUUGAACCUUCGGCGGCUGAUGCUGAUUCUGAGUCACCCUCAGAUGGCACCAGCAGUAAUAACUGGACCAGCACCUCAGAGGAGCCCUGCUUUAUUGAGGCUGAACAAGGACCUAGUACUUCCCUAGCUGAAUCCACCAUCUGUGGAGCAGAGUCCACACCUACACUCACCAGAGAGGAGCCACUGCCAAGCACCUCCAGCUUGUCAAGCACUCCUAGGCCUCAGGUGAAGUGCAGCAGGAAGAUGAUGGACAAGUCCGUCAGUGAGGAGUCAUCAAACUUGAUGCACACCAUUGGUCAAACUCUGGGGAGGUUAACUUCUCAGGAAGAGAACAAUGAUGCCAUCCACACCUACUGCAAAAACACUGAGCACAGAAUGCGGAAGUUGCCUCCACAUUUACUGCAAUAUUUCCAACAUGAGGUGGACAACUGCCUCUUCAAAUAUUUGGUGGACCAGAGCCUGGCAUCAGAAACCUCUGACAGACAGUUUACUCAUCUAUGAAGUUGUAACAGAUGUAAAUAAUAAUAAUCUGGGAUUACAUAGAGAAGCACCUGAGAUGGCCUAAAUAAUAAAU
Molecule: messenger RNA, 907 nt
Organism: Thunnus maccoyii (southern bluefin tuna)
Lineage: Eukaryota; Metazoa; Chordata; Actinopteri; Scombriformes; Scombridae
Exons: 4
Coding region: 1-834 (277 amino acids)
Source: RefSeq, a predicted model, not a curated record